Molecule: messenger RNA, 417 nt
Organism: Spirometra erinaceieuropaei
Lineage: Eukaryota; Metazoa; Platyhelminthes; Cestoda; Diphyllobothriidea; Diphyllobothriidae
Source: the annotation of a GenBank genome assembly
AUGACUCCUGUGCUUCAAACGUACAUUCCGCGCGCUAAUCGGCCUCGUAGGACACCUUCGGAAACAAUGAACCAACAACACGGCAAAGCCAAAUUCUUCUCCCACGAACGCCCCUACUAUCACCCCUGUUGCAAACCCCGCGACGACGACCACCCCGUCAUUGGUGGUCAGACUGCCGAUGCCCCGCCGCCAUCGAUCUCCGCCCUGCUUCAAGCCAUGCGUCGACCACAGCGACCAGCUCCGUCAACACCACGGCCUCUCGCACGCCCCUCGUCGACGGGACCACAUCCAACAUCCUGUCAUCUACUUCCAUCAGCAUCAACACUCCGCACCUCCAGUGAUGUGGACUCGGUUCCAGCCUGUCCUCAUCGAGACCGCACAUUCAAUUCAUACAUCGGCCUGGUCGAUCACUUGUGA